Messenger RNA from Mesorhabditis spiculigera, 1035 nucleotides. NCBI's taxonomy places the organism in Eukaryota, Metazoa, Nematoda, Chromadorea, Rhabditida, Rhabditidae. The record is from the annotation of a GenBank genome assembly.
AUGGCUGAUGAUCACGGCGAGCCGAAGAACUGUUUGGUGACGGGUGGAUGCGGGUUUAUCGGCUCGAAUUUCAUCAAUUUUAUCCACAACAAAUGGUCGUCUACCAACUUCGUCAACUAUGACAAAUUGACAUUUGGCGCAUCUACUGAGCACAUCGAGCCAAGAGUGGCUGAUGGCGGACGUUACAAAUUUAUCCACGCCUGCCUCAACGACCAGAAAACCCUAAACAAAGUCCUCUCUGAAAAUAAUAUUGACACCGUAAUCCAUUUCGCGGCCAUUACCCACGUUGAUGAUUCAUAUGCUGAUCGGAUAGGCACGAUCCAGGAAAAUAUUAUUUCCACCACAACGCUUCUCGAAUCGAUUGUGAACAGCCAAUACAAGGGUGUGAAAAGGCUGGUCCACAUUUCCACAGAUGAAAUUUACGGGGAUUCUUCGGAAUCUGAUACGACACCAAAGACAGAGACAACACUGCCAAAUCCCACCAAUCCAUAUGCAGCCAGUAAGGCGGCAUGCGAGCUGAUUAUUCAGGCUUACAAUAAAUCCUAUAAGCUACCAUACGUGAUGGUUCGAAUGAACAACGUCUACGGGCCACGACAGGCUUACAGCAAAUUGAUACCGAAGUUCACCAAAUUGGCGCUUGACGAGAAGCCGUACCCAUUGAUGGGUGAUGGAAAACAUUGCCGCUCAUGGAUGUAUGUUUCUGAUUGCUCAGAGGCCAUUCGAAGGGUAACCGAAUCGGGCAAGGUCGGCGAGGUGUACAACAUCGGCACCGAAUUCGAGAUGACGAAUAUUGAGCUGACAAAGAAAAUUCAUGCCAUCGUCAACAAACUACAGAAUCGUGAUCAAAACGAACCUACUUUCACUCCAAUCCCUGACCGGCCAUAUCACGAUCGAAGAUAUUUCAUUGAUUUUGGCAAAAUCAAGAAUGCUUUUGGAUGGCAAUGCACAACCCCAUUCGAUGAAGGCCUUAUGGAAACCAUCCAAUACUACGUGAAACAGCACCACAAGGAGCAAAACAAGAGCAGAACCCAAGCC